AGUUAAUAAUUACAAGCUUACAACCCAAAAAAGGGGGAAAAAAAGGAAAAAAGAAAAAGAAAAAUAGAGGCUAAUUUCAAAUGGUGAAAGGCAGAGGGAGAAAUUAGUUACAAUAAUUAAAUGAACGAUAGUGGGAAUAUUGGGGUGUAGAUUCUGAUCGGAUUUUCGCCGGAGUUCAUUCGCUCUGCUUCUUACCGUUAGAAACAGAGUAUUUAUGGAAACAAACUCGAACAACAUCUUCCGCUUCAGAUUUUCUAAAUAUUUUCCUAAACUAAAUUUCAAUCCAACGGUAACAAAGUGAAGUCGGAAAAGGAAUUAGAGACCAUAUGAAGAUUGAAGUCAAAUUAGGAAAUUAAAUCCUGAUAAAAUGAAAACCCAUCCAUCUUCAAUUUCUUCUAUACUCUGAAACUAAUCUCUGUAUUACGAAACUCUGAAACUAAUCUUUGUAUUACGAAAUAAUGGGAAUGGAGCUUGGUCUUCCUGAUUUGAACAAACUUUGCAUACCUCGGAGAAGGAGCUCUUCCGCUGCCGGAAAGAAAGAACAACACUUAGCUGAAAGCUCCAAACCCCCAAUCUCCAUGUUGGAGGCUGCGGUUGUUCUUAUGGCCAUUGCAAACUCUGUUUCCGAUGUCGAAAGCUUCUGCAAUUGUGAACUCAAAAAAUAUGAAAACACCCACAAAAGGAAGAACCCUCCUACGACGGCUGCUACUAAGAAACCACCGAGGAAGAAGAGGGCAAGGCAGAGCAAAUUCCCGUCGAUUCCUGAGAUGCCGGCGGCGAUGAGAGACCGAAUCGUGGAGAUGGGUGGCUACGAAAUUAAUCUGGUGAUUCAGAAACAACUUCAAGAUACGGAUUUAAACAAGAAUCUUGGACGUUUGUCCCUCCCACAAAAGAAACUGUUGUUCGAUUUCGCAACAGAGGAGGAGAGGAGGUUGCUGAGCCAACAAGAAAAUAAGAACAAGAAAGGGUUGAAUGUAGUGAUAAUGGAUCAUGUUCUUGAAGAAAGAAACAUUUGUUUGAAGAAGUGGAAGAUCGGGAGUGGAGAUGUUUACUGUUUGAUGACACAGUGGAAUGCAUUUGUGAAAGAAAGAGGAUUAAAAAGUGGAGACCAUAUUCAACUAUGGAGCUUCAGAAAAGAUGAUGAAAACGAGGGUGGUUUUCGUCUCUGUUUUGCAAUGGUGAAGCUAAUUCAUGGUUGUGAUUAAGAAUUGAAGCUCUUAGCAACUCGCUGAUUUUGUAGUGUUUUGAUUAUGUAAGGAAUAUUAUUUCACUAAGACUUUUUUUCUUCUUUGACUUUUGAGUUUUUUUCUACAAAACCUUUCGUCUUGAUCCUCUUCUUUCAAAAUUUUCAGUUUCACACAGCAAUCUUAAAAUUAGCAAUUUUCUUAAUGAAUUAAAAAUUAUUUUUGGGAGGUCGUUGGUGCCGGCGACCGUUCAUGCAAUUCAACUGAAAAAAAACCGAAAAGAAACAAAACAUGGAGAAGAUCAAGUAAUAGAGAGAAAUACAAAGAAAUAAAAAGAAAGGAAAAAGAUAUUAAUAAGAAAGAAGAAAAAACAUAAACAGCGGCCAAC
Messenger RNA from Benincasa hispida (wax gourd), 1572 nucleotides. RefSeq names its product B3 domain-containing protein At1g05920-like. Lineage: Eukaryota; Viridiplantae; Streptophyta; Magnoliopsida; Cucurbitales; Cucurbitaceae. Gene Ontology annotation, molecular function: DNA binding. The record is from RefSeq and is a predicted model, not a curated record.